This is a messenger RNA of Penicillium verhagenii, 2337 nucleotides long. Its product is annotated as DUF4246 domain-containing protein. The transcript has a single exon. NCBI's taxonomy places the organism in Eukaryota, Fungi, Ascomycota, Eurotiomycetes, Eurotiales, Aspergillaceae. The record is from RefSeq and is a predicted model, not a curated record. The coding region runs from base 1 to 2337 and encodes 778 amino acids.
AUGGACCAGCCAGCGGACACAACACGCGAAACAUCGGGCCACAUUCCCAUGGUGCUGGACAACAGUGGCCGUGCCCCGCUCCAAGUUCCAGGCUUCGGAGAGGUCCCGAUUGAUUAUGAGAUCCAAUGCGAUGCCCGCUUUGCACAUGGAAUGAAUGAAUGGUGUCAGCGCCCUGCAGUGACAGCUCGCGAGUUAGCAAUGACAGCCACCAUGAACAACAUUACUGAUCAGCCGGGGUGGCAUGUUGAUGUCUUCAAUGAUCAAGUUGUAGCGCAGUGGCGAAAAGAGGCCGUUGAAACAAGCUCACUGUUGAGUGAUAAGGCGUGGAGCUGGUGCUUAAAGGAGCUGCGUGAUAAAGCCGUCUACUUACGUGAGAACCAACAUAUCCGGGUCCUAGAAGCUGGCUCAUGUGUGUGUAAAUCGGAUACGACAACUUCACACUCUCUGAGUACAUUAUUCAGGUCAACAACUGCCCCCUUGAUUGAGCAGCAGCAGCAAGAGCAGGAGAAUGGGGACCGGCAGUCCGAUCAGGUUGUAACCCUUGUCGACCCUUCAUUAUUCCCAUUGGUCUACGGAAGAACCCUGGUUUUGUCCCAUGGGGGGCAAGUGGACCUGCAGGAUGUCCUAAGAUCCUAUAAAGAUACUACAAUCGCUCCACAACAUUUCGAUAAGCGGCAGGAUUCUGCAGAAUUGGAGGAAAGAGACAUAAACAAGUACGGCCAUAUCCCGGGUCGGGGCAUUUCCCCCAUUCACUCAUGUUCAGAGGUCUAUCGCUGGAGUUCAAAUUACCAAUGCCUUCCCUGCGAGGUCGAGUUUCUGAAAGAUUCUGGUACCGAGGUACAGAUUACCUCGUACAUUAAUAAUUUGCACCCGGAUCAUCGAAAGUUAUACAACGCCAUCGAGAAGCUCAUUUCAAUGGCAAUCAAGCCUUGGAACGAAUGUUUGGUUCAAGGUCGGCAUGGCUGGGAUGAUGAGAAUAAUCUCGGGCAAAUGGGGCCCGUCCCGCUAAGAAUCAUUACAUUCGGCAUUGAAUGGAAGAACGAGCUUCUAGAAUGGGCCAUUGCUUUCAAUGUACCUGCACAAUCUUCAAAACAACUAUACCAUAAAGUCCAAGAACAACUACAAAGCAACAGGAAUGACCAAACGGAAGAGGGCAGGAAAAGAUACCUCAAGGCGAAAAAGCGUCUUUCUACGAGUCACAUACUCAGAGCUGUGGAAGGGAGAGACAAUAUGCAGUUGCCUCCCCCGGACUCGGACUUAUGGCAAAAGGCUAAGAAGUAUCUUGAACUCCCCGAGCGAGACUCAACCGGCCCCGUCAAGGUCCCCGACGAUUGGGCAGAGGGUGGUGAGGGUGCUCCAUGGAUCGCUCUAGAAGGGAAAAUGAAGCGGGCGCUCCACUUCAAACAUCCGGAGCCGGGAACUGCCUUUACAUACGAGGACUGGAAGACUGGCCAGCAUAAAGAUAAAGCGAUUAUUGACCUCUUUCGUGGGCAAGAGGGUUUGGAUCCUUGUUAUGCGCAUGUUAAGCCAAAAGUCCAGCCCCAUACUCCCUACACAAUCACCCUGCAAGACACAUUUCGGAAGCACGGUCUGCAGAUCAUUGUGAAAAUGGAUAAUAUCGAGCUCACCCCAGAAACUCCCGCAUAUCCUGGCGAUGAUUGGCAUCUUGAAUACCAGUUGAAUGAACAUGUUGUGGCUGCGGCUGUCUUCGCAUACGACGUUAAAAACAUCACUGAGCCUCGUAUCUCAUUCCGCCAGUACACCCUCCUGCACGGUAUUCAUUAUCAGUAUGAUGAUAGGACUCGAUUUCAUAGGGCAGGGGGCAAAUGGGAAAAUCCACCCGCCAAACUAUAUGGUAAAUCCUAUGACGCCACAUACGAGGCAAUAUCAGAAAUAUUGGGAUUCCAAGGUCUGGACCUUUCGCUUGAUAAUUUUGGGUUCCCGCCUUUCCAGAAUACAGGCUCGAUCGCCACACCACAGGGUCGAUUAAUCACGUUCCCCAACCUUCUAGAGCACCGGGUCGAGCCGUUCAAACUAGCGGAUCCGAGUUGUCCUGGACAUUAUCGUUCGAUCAAGCUGUACCUUGUCGAUCCACACUACCGUAUAUGCUCAACCCGUAAUGUGCCACCACAGCAGCAUCACUGGUGGGCGCAAGAGGUGGAAAAAUCCCUUGCCAUGUCUGGUCUGCCUUGUGAGCUGUCGGACGAGAUUUUCCAGGAAACAGGCUACUGGCCGAUGGGGAUAGAGGAAGCGCGGCAACACCGACGGGAAUUUAUGAGAGAGCUUCGUUGGAAUGCGACUACGCGGCUUAGUAGUAUGGGUGGCCCUGGGUUUUGA